GAACAUAGGAGGUUUACUUAAUCGAAAAUGAAGAAAUGGGUCGGAAUUGCUGUAAUGCUCUGAAGAUCAAAGAAAAUGUCGUCGGUCAAGCAUUGUCAGAUUCUCGGUAGUAGUGCAAGUGGUCUGUUUAGUACAAAUGCAAAUGCCUGCAGGAGAUCUCCGAUCGGUUUGUGAUGUAAAUCUAGCUGUAGCUUCGGUACCAGAUAAUUUUGAUGGAUCACUUUUCAAAAAAAAAGACUCGGGUCUUUUUGUGUGCCGUUUCAUGCGAUCUGUGAAUACACGAUGGACAGUAUUAAUCUACGAAGUAUUGACGUGUUGAAAAUUGAUAUGCUUGAUAUCUACCUAAUUUGCUGCAAAUUGUAAUUGUUCCUGGAAGAUUUGUUGCGGACCAAUUAAUCUUUGGUUGUGUCUUCCAGCUUGCCUUUAUAUCAGCUCCGUACUGUCUAUCUUCAGAUUGAUUCUUUACAUUCACAACUUUUCAUGAGCCAACGGGAGGAUGUACUGAGGCGCCGCGCGGGCGCGGGAGACCAAGGCUCCGCGAGAGGAAAAAAGCCGGGGAGCAGCACUAGCAGCACUUUGCGGCCUGCUCGAAUUUCUGCAGCGACUGUAAGGCCGUCCGCGGCUACGCCCGGUAGCGAAGUGGAGUACUACCCAGCGGUUGGCACCUUAGCUCCGACCGGUCGGAACAAUGACGGGGGCAUCGCCCAACAGGACGAUGCGGAGUUUAAGGGGAGUUCGACCCUCGUUUCCACAACGAGGGGCUCUUUUGUGGUGCCAGCUUCUAGUGCAAGUAGAGACGAGGACGGGAUAAAGAAGAUAAAGGGCGCCGCCUCCCCGGCCACCUCUACUUCUACCCUGAGACCCGUGCAAUUUGUUGGUCUCGUGAUUCUGGUGGUGGUUGCCCGACUCCUGGUAUCAAAUGUAAAAAUGUCUGGGUCUGGAAGACUCUGACACUUGUCAUGCACGUUUUGGAUGAGCCCUGAUGUCUGUGAUGCAUGCCCUAGCAGCACAGAUUUUUUGAGAGCUUCUUGAUGCCUAUUCCGCAUGACAAAUGCCCUCUCCGCGUAGCAAGAAUUACAUUCCCUUUGGUACUCAUGCAAUACAGAUUUUUUUGGAAUCCAAACGCAGCAUUACAAGUUGGAUUCUUCCAGACCCAGACAUUUUUACAUUUGAUACCUGGAUGCCUUCUUCACCAAGAAGGCGUUCGCCAAGUGGGGGUCCGUCUUGCGGAACGACGACGUCCCGCCGGGUAUGGAUUUCGACGCCACCGACCGACAGACGCUCCAGAUCAUCGAAGACAAGGCCCAGGACUACUCCCUCUUCGCAAAUAACAUGAUCAACCUGUUCUACUUUACGGUGUUUGGCUUUUUCGUCUACCCGCGGCGCUGGUUUCCGCAGCUGUUUCCGGAGGCAUGGCGGCUGCGGGAGGAGGUCCGGCGACAGAUCCCGAUCUGGGUGUUCGCCGUGCUCGCGGGCUUGGACGCGAUGGCAAAUCUGGCCAACGCCCUGGGACAGCGCACGCCGGGCACCGUGCAGCCACUGUUGGACCAGAUAGGCUUGCCCUUCAUCAUGCUGCUUACCUACGUCUUCCUUAAGGAGCGGUUCGUGGCCUUCCAGUACGUCGGCGCGUUGCUUCUGAUUUGCGGGGCGGCGUUGUCGGUUUUCGGGCGCGGACUGAACAAUCUGGGGGAGGACGCGGACGACGGUGGUUCUUCGUCGCAACUAUCGGGGUCCUCGCUGGCAACGUUCAUCAUCAUAUAUCUGUUCAAGCCCUUGUUCUACUCCGCGUCCUACACCAUGAAGGAGGCGAACCUGCGGCACCUGCAGAAUGUAGAUUUGUGGUACAUGAGCCAGUGGAUCAACUUUUUCCAACUCGUCUUCACAAUUCCGCUGAUGUUGUUCGCGGCGGUGCCGUUUUUGAACGCGAACCCCAUCCCGGUCAGCGAGGUGUUUCCGCUCAUCCCGAAGGGGGCGGAGUGUUUCGUGGGGCGCGGAGAGGCGUCGCGGUUCUGCAGCGAACAGAAUCUGGGUUUGUGGCUGACAAUGCAGGCCUUGGUGAACGUUUCCUCCACCACGCUCCAGCUGUUUUUGGUCAAGCACGCGGGGGCGGCGACCAUGAGCACGGUCGCGAUGGGGGUCGCCGUGCCCCUGGUUACAACCAUGUUCUACUGCAUCGCGUGGGAAACGCCCUCGUUCUACUCGGUGCGCCAAAUCUGGGUCGGCUUCGGCAGUCCGAAAGCCGCAUGGGAUUUGAAUAGCUACUACAUUCUCCUCGCCAUUGCGUUCACCAGCACCGGCUUCGUGCUGUAUUCUCUGGCCAAGAAGAAGAAAAGCACGCCGGCGAGUAAAGUAGCCUCGAAAAGAACGAGCAGCACAAAGACUCAGUCCGCGCUGGGAGAGUAUCUGCCGUCGUCGGCCGAACUUACGAGUCAAGAGCCUCUGAUCGAUAAUCGGACGCAAGAAAAGGUGUAGGUCUGGUGGGUCGACGAUGGAAACCCGUGCGGCUCGUGUUUCGGUACCACAGGACUACUUUGUAUGGUGCGAGCGAUUAUUCAGUAGAUGUAGAAGGAGCGACUGCGAGUAAGAAAUGAAAGAAAACUGGAGAAGCGCACUCCGAUUCGACGACGCGUGCUUUCGUGCCCAGUGCACAGGUGCAAAAAUAUCAGCUCAUCAAAUAGUUCGACACAGUAUGCGCAUGGGGGCAUCUGACGU
Amoebophrya sp. A120 is the source of this 2712-nucleotide messenger RNA. Lineage: Eukaryota; Dinophyceae; Syndiniales; Amoebophryaceae. The record is from the annotation of a GenBank genome assembly.